AAAUCCCACAUCCUCUUUGGAUCCGGAGCCUCGCGCGGGACUUUCGCAAACUCCACCCACAUAUUCCGAAAACCCUCAAUCCUCACAAUGGCGACUGCUUUGGACCAUCUCCAGCUCGGCGGCAAGAUCGAAUGGCUGGCUCAGCUUGACACGGCUUACCAGCCGGAGCGCAAUUUGCGCCGGACGUCCAUCAUCUGCACCAUUGGCCCAAAAACCAACUCGGUUGAGGCCAUUAACAAGCUUCGUGAAGCUGGCUUGAACGUGGUGCGCAUGAACUUCUCCCACGGCAGCUACGAAUAUCACCAGUCUGUCAUCAACAAUGCUCGCCAAGCCGAGAAGGUUCAGAAGGGCCGCCAGAUCGCCAUUGCCCUGGACACGAAGGGACCGGAGAUCCGGACAGGUAACACCAAGGACGAUGCCGACAUCCCGCUCGCGGCCGGCACUGUCAUGAACUUCACGACUGACGAGAAAUAUGCGACGUGCUGUGACACUGAGAACAUGUACGUCGACUACAAGAACAUCACCAAGGUGAUUGAGCCGGGGCGGAUCAUCUACGUAGACGACGGCGUCCUGGCGUUCGAUGUGCUCGAAAUUGUCGACGAGAAGACCAUCAAAGUUCGAGCGCGGAACAACGGGUUCAUCUCGUCCCGUAAGGGUGUGAAUCUGCCCAAUACCGAUGUCGAUCUGCCGGCUCUCUCAGAGAAGGAUAAGAACGACCUUCGGUUUGGUGUCGAGAACAAUGUCGACAUGAUCUUCGCGUCCUUCAUCCGGAGGGGUCAGGACAUCAGGGACAUCCGCGAGGUUCUCGGCGAGGAGGGUCGCCACAUUCAAAUCAUCGCCAAGAUCGAGAACCGCCAAGGUCUCAACAACUUCCCUGAGAUUCUGGCCGAGACCGAUGGUGUGAUGGUCGCACGCGGUGACCUGGGUAUUGAGAUCCCUGCCGCCGAGGUGUUUGCGGCCCAGAAGAAGAUCAUUGCCAUGUGCAACAUAGCUGGCAAGCCCGUCAUCUGCGCGACGCAGAUGCUGGAGUCCAUGAUCAAGAACCCGAGGCCCACCAGGGCCGAGAUCAGCGACGUCGGCAACGCCGUUACUGACGGCGCCGACUGCGUCAUGCUUUCGGGCGAGACGGCCAAGGGCAACUACCCAUGUGAGGCGGUCCGCGAGAUGAGCGAGGCCUGCCUGAAGGCCGAGAACUCGAUCCCCUAUGUCAGCCACUUCGAGGAACUGUGCACCCUCGUUAAGCGGCCCGUGUCGAUCGUUGAGUCGUGCGCCAUGGCUGCUGUCCGCGCUUCUCUGGAUCUCAACGCCUCGGCCAUCUUCGUGCUCUCCACGUCUGGCGAGUCGGCCCGCUUCAUCUCCAAGUACCGGCCCGUGUGCCCCAUCAUUAUGAUAACCCGCAACCCAUCUUCUUCGCGGUACGCCCAUCUGUACCGUGGCGUUUAUCCGUUCCUCUUCCCUGAGGCCAAGCCCGACUUUUCCAAGGUCAACUGGCAGGAAGAUGUUGACCGGCGCAUCAAGUGGGGGGUUAAGAACGCUAUCGAGCUGGGCAUCCUCAAUGAGGGCGAGACCGUGGUCGUUGUACAGGGCUGGAAGGGCGGUAUGGGUAACACGAACACGCUGCGGAUCGUCAAGGCUGAUCUCGAGCACCUUGGAAUUGGCCAGCAGGCUUGAUUUCCUGACUCGUUCCUUGAUGAGCUCUGGAAUUUCCCGGACGGUAGCUAUUCCUCGGAAGAAGGGCCUAGAGUUGGGACUUGCAAUAGAUCUGUUUGACUGGCAUAGCAUAUAACUGUUUGCAGUGCACGUCCAGUCGACCAAUACUUUCGCAGUGCGUGGCAACCACUAAAGACAGUGUGUUGCAGUGUGUGUCGCAACUACCAAUUGCAGGGCAUCGCGACUAUCAAUUUUACACUGCACCAAGUUGGUUUGGCUAACGGCUGGGUAGGGUAAUUGGAAAGCAAGCUAACCUUAGUGAGGUGCUGCUACUACAAAUAACAUUCAAAGCAGUGCAGUUGGGGUCAUCGCAUAUGAUGGUUUGAAGAUGAGUUUUCCAA
Molecule: messenger RNA, 2051 nt
Organism: Parathielavia appendiculata
Lineage: Eukaryota; Fungi; Ascomycota; Sordariomycetes; Sordariales; Chaetomiaceae
Product: PK-domain-containing protein
Exons: 6
Coding region: 88-1671 (527 amino acids)
Biological process (GO): glycolytic process
Cellular component (GO): cytoplasm
Molecular function (GO): magnesium ion binding; potassium ion binding; pyruvate kinase activity
Source: RefSeq, a predicted model, not a curated record